AUGAAAAGAAAACAUCAGAAUAGUAUCAGUUAUAAGGAUGACAAAGAUGCACUCCUCCAACUAGCAAUGACACUUGAACAUAAUGAUCAACAAUUGUACUCUCAACAGUCAUCAAUCUUCAUCCAAGUUAUGCAUAUGUCAAGUUGGCAUUAA
Molecule: messenger RNA, 153 nt
Organism: Heterostelium album PN500
Lineage: Eukaryota; Evosea; Eumycetozoa; Acytosteliales; Acytosteliaceae
Exons: 2
Coding region: 1-153 (50 amino acids)
Source: RefSeq, a predicted model, not a curated record